AACAUCUGUGCGCCUGAAAACGACAAUUCGCGCGUUUUGGUAAUUAGAUAAACGAGCAACGUUCGUAUUUCGUAUUAAGACUAUCUCGUACGCUGUGCGGUGGUCUCUGUAUUUGGACUCAGUUGGAAAUGUUAAGCGGAAAGGUUUUUGUUUGUAUAGUUUUAGUGACUGUAUGGAUAAAAGCCGACUGCGCCAGUCUACCGUUCAUUCCAACGAGAUUGGGGAGCGUCAAAGAAGUCAGCGCACCGGAUAUGAGAGCCCCGGGUGAGCUGGUCCGAGCGAGGGUCCGCGAGGGGGUGCCACCGCCGCUGUGUGCAGGGCGGUGCGUGGCCCCGCCGGCAGGACCAGUGUGCGCCUUUGAUGCAGCCGGAACGGCGAGGACAUUCGCUACUCUAUGUGAACUCGAGGCUGUUUCGUGUCGCGAAAGCACGUAUUACGCCGUCACAAGUUUGGGAGUUUGCUGAAUAAUUUAGAAAUUAAGAAAAUAUGAUUAAGGUUUAGUGCCGUUUUUAUGGAACUUAUAUUUGUAAGCCCAUCUAAUAUUACGAUAGAUCAUUUACAUUAGUUAAUUGGCAACGUACUCAAUGGAAAAAAUAGAUUUGUGUUUUACGUAAUUUUAGUGAUAAAUAAUUUUAAUCAGUAUAUAUUUGCAUACGUCGCGUCUUUUGUAAUAAUUUGAUGACAAUACUCAUUUGUUUACAUAGUUCCUAAAUUAGCAGGUCACCAUUAUUGUAUCUUCUUCAAAUAUUAAAUUACAUACUUAAUCUUUGUUUGGUGAUUGUUUACAAUAUGUCUACUCAUGUGCGCAUGCACAUUCAUGCAUAUGAAUAAAUUGGAAUACCUACGUUUGAAAUCAAACGCUUUCCUUUAUCUAUGGUGUAAAACCUCUAAUUUUAAGGUUUUGAUAAGUUUUGGUAAGAUUUAUUAUAUUAAGUAUUCAUUUUGAUAAGUACAUUAUGAUAUGUGUAACUGUUUAAUUACACGUAACAGAUUAAUGAAAUUAUGACAAUGACAAUAAAUAAAGUUCUGUAGUAAUAAAACGAUUUGUUUAAUUCACUAUUCGACAGUGCAUUUAGAGUUAAUUAAUAUUUCGAUUUUAACUUUUUUUUUACUUUUUUUCUACUUUGAAAAGGACGUUUACAUAUAUUUUUUGUGGUUUUCUUAGAAGUUUUUUCUAGGAGAAUCGAUUUUAAGGACUCUUUUUUAUUUAUUUGAAAACUGGUGCUUCUCAUGUGGUCCCAUUUAAAUAUUAUCAAGACAUGAUCAAAAGUUUUUGAAUUAGCCUUAAUAAUGCACUUAAGCUUGACUUCGACUACACUGAUGAUAAUCUCAUUUUAUUUUGUUGAAGUCAAUAUUCUUUCUUGAAAAAAUGUUUAUGUGUGUGACAAAACCUGUGAUUAAAUCACUACAAUACAAAGGUUUUUUAAAACACUUUUACACUUAAAUAUGACAUCAAUUUAACAACAUGUAAAGGACAAUGCCAAAAAGUGGGCCAACUUCAUGACAAAACUAUUUGUACUUGAAAAACUAUGAAUUAUUUUUUCAUGU
Bombyx mandarina (wild silkworm) is the source of this 1548-nucleotide messenger RNA. RefSeq lists its product as uncharacterized. Gene Ontology annotation, molecular function: protein binding. The record is from RefSeq and is a predicted model, not a curated record. NCBI's taxonomy places the organism in Eukaryota, Metazoa, Arthropoda, Insecta, Lepidoptera, Bombycidae.